Molecule: messenger RNA, 537 nt
Organism: Rotaria socialis
Lineage: Eukaryota; Metazoa; Rotifera; Eurotatoria; Philodinida; Philodinidae
Source: the annotation of a GenBank genome assembly
AUGGCCACAGCAGGAGGAGGAGAAGAAGCGACAGCGCAACGUAUAUUACGUAUUACUGACAUCAUCGAUGAGCCACUUCAAUUUACCGCACCCAUUGGUGGCUAUGAAGAAAUGCCACUAGUUCCACUUGAAAAAGCUGUCGAACCACUUGUUUCUAUUCUACAAGCUGUAAAAAGUCAUGCAUAUGUUGCCAAACAAAAAUGUGAGAAUCCUGCCGAUGGAUUGACACAAGAUGAAUCUGCCUCAAUCAUGUUAUACACUAUGGGCUGGAAAACACUUGAUAAAUGUCUGUAUGUCGCUUUAAACAAUGCAUUAAGAUCUCCAGAUCGUCAGCAAAGUCUUGAACCAUGGUACUUAUUUCUGAGACUAUUUCUUAAUGCGCUCUUCCGUCUGCCGUCACUACCAAAAACUGCAUAUAGGGGCGUCAAAUUAGAUCUAAGCGAGCGUUAUACUGCAGGAAAGACAAUUGUUUGGUGGGGAUUUUCGUCGUGUACAACAGCUGUCAGUGGUCUCGAUCAGGACAAUUUUUGGGAAUGA